AUGCCUACUUUCUUCCAUAUUCUUCGCAGAAGUAUUUCGUUGAUGGUAUUUAAAAACAGUCCGCAUGACGUCGAAGGAAUAUACGUUCCGGAAAAAGCUCACGACUCUGUUCAUAACAAAAAACGACGUCAUUCCGCACAUGCGGAAUUAUGUUCAAUUACUCCGCGGAGCUCACAACGAGAGGGUCUUUAUGAGAAAAAUCGACAUCCGUAUCAUCACACGCCGUCCUCCUAUCAUCGAUCGGCACCGAUUUGCAGAAUGGUGAAAAAACGUGAAAAAUCUCAUGUAAAUUUUCCAUAA
Molecule: messenger RNA, 300 nt
Organism: Necator americanus (New World hookworm)
Lineage: Eukaryota; Metazoa; Nematoda; Chromadorea; Rhabditida; Ancylostomatidae
Exons: 3
Coding region: 1-300 (99 amino acids)
Source: RefSeq, a predicted model, not a curated record